This is a messenger RNA of Pistacia vera, 897 nucleotides long. RefSeq names its product pentatricopeptide repeat-containing protein At2g22410, mitochondrial-like. The transcript is spliced from 2 exons. Gene Ontology annotation, biological process: RNA modification. NCBI's taxonomy places the organism in Eukaryota, Viridiplantae, Streptophyta, Magnoliopsida, Sapindales, Anacardiaceae. The coding region runs from base 1 to 897 and encodes 298 amino acids. The record is from RefSeq and is a predicted model, not a curated record. Gene Ontology annotation, molecular function: RNA binding; protein binding.
AUGACUCUCUCUCUUCUAGCAGACAAAUGCAAGUCAAUGCACCAACUAAAGCAAAUCCACGCUCAAAUGAUCGUUUCUUCCCGCAUUGACGAUCACUUUGCCGCCAGUCGUUUACUUUGCUUUUGCGCUCUAUCUUCAUCCGGCGAUCUUCCCUACGCUAUAAAGCUUUUCAACAAAAUUGAAAACCCGAAUCAAUUCAUGUGGAACACUCUCAUUAGAGCUCAAGCUAGUAAUAAAAAUCCAGAUGAAGCAAUUUCCCUUUAUGUAAAUAUGAGGAGAAUUGGUUUUGCACCAUCUGAGCAUACUUUUCCUUUUGUUCUCAAGGCUUGUGCUAGCCUUCGUUCUUUAAAUUGUUGUAAACAGGUUCAUACCCAUGUUUUAAAAUCUGGGUUGGAUUUAGAUUUGCAUGUUGUUAACGGUUUAGUCAGGAGUUAUUCUGUUUCGAGUGAUUUAAAUAAUGCACGUCGACUGUUUGACAGAUUUACUAACAAGAAUUUGACCAUAUGGACCACGAUGAUACGUGGGUACGCGCAAAAUUUUUUUGCUAAUGAAGCGUUGCUGCUGUUUGAUCAAAUGAUUUCAGAAGGAUUUGAACCCAAUAGCGUGACUUUGGCUUCUGUUUUAUCUGCGUGCGCACAGUCUGAUUGUUUAGAAUUAGGAGAAAAGGUUCAUGUUUUUAUGAGAACGAGAGGGCUCGAAAUGGGAGUCAUUCUUGGCACUGCGUUGGUGCAUAUGUAUGCAAAAAGUGGAGCCAUUUCAAGGGCUAAAGAAUUGUUUGAUUCCAUGCCUAGAGAAAUAUUGCUAGUUGGAAUACUGAUUUGUGGGUGGGCUAGUUAUGGACAUGCCGAGGAAGCGUUCAUUCUCUUUCGAAAGCUAGAGAAGGAGCAAAUUGCCUGA